Molecule: messenger RNA, 1228 nt
Organism: Marchantia polymorpha subsp. ruderalis
Lineage: Eukaryota; Viridiplantae; Streptophyta; Marchantiopsida; Marchantiales; Marchantiaceae
Source: the annotation of a GenBank genome assembly
GGUAUCUUCUUCUUUCUCUUCGCCGUCCUCGUCAAUCGGACAUCGCACGAGCUCGAGCUCGGAUCCAUUUUGGUAACGCAGGGUUUGCACGAGAUUUGUUUGCAUCGAGUGCGGAAGAGGAGAAGGCAUGGAGGAGGUCGCGAGGCUCGAUAAGGAAUGUUGGAUCUGCGAAACUUGUGGGGUUCAGUUCGCACCGUCUUCCGAUCCACCAGCCGAGUGUCACAUCUGCGUCGACGAACGCCAAUUCGUGCCCAAGGGAGGACAGAGAUGGACCAAACAAGAGCAACUGAAGCAACGAGGAUACCGAAAUAUGUACCAAAAGCAUGAGCAGAAUCUGUAUGGAAUCGCCACCGUCCCCAAAUUCGGCAUAGGCCAACGCGCGUUUCUUCUUCAGACUCCCAAUGGAAAUCUGCUUUGCGACUGUGUGACGUUUUUGGACGAUGCUACCAUCGACAUUAUCAAGGGUUUAGGUGGCCUGCGAGCUAUAGCUAUCUCGCACCCGCAUUUCUACAGUGCUAAUGCACAAUGGAGUGCAGCUUUCGGUAACAUUCCAGUGUACAUGCAUGAAAAAGACAGGAAGUGGGCUGGAUAUGACCACGAGAAUGUGAGCUACUGGAGUGGCGAGACUCUGUCCUUGUGGGAUGGCAUACAGCUCGUCCGCCUCGGUGGUCAUUUCCCCGGUGGCUCUAUCUUGCACUGGCCAUCUGGCGCCGAUGGGAAAGGUGCAGUAAUCUCCGGGGACAUUCUCCAGGUUACUAUGGACAGGAAGGCGGUCAGCGUCAUGCGUUCGUUUCCGAAUUACAUCCCACUGUCUGGAUCUCACUCUCAGAGAAUCUCCAAAAUCAUGGAAACGCUGGAGUAUGAUCGGCUUUACGGAGCAUUCUUCGACCUCGAAAUCGAAACAAAUGCCAAGGCUCUGGUCAGAAAUUCCCUUCAGAGAUACGUCCAUUGGUUACAAAGUGAUGAUACAGACAUAUGAUUUGCUCGCCAGUGGCCUGGACGAGAAAUGAAAGUCGGGUCAAAAUAGCUGUCCACAAAUCACAGGACUUGGCAGUGUCCAUUUUCCCUUCGACCCAAAGAUUGUACCAACUAUGUUGUAGGUCCACAAUCUGGUUACCAUAGUAGGAUAUAAGAGGUAGCCGAGAAUGUAACAGAUCAGGUUCCGUAAUGUAACUUGUACAUUUCAUGGUGUCCUGGUGUCAUGGUGUCCAUUUCAUGUAUAUUAUGU